AUGCGUGUCCCUGUCGACCUCUUCUUGUCCAUACCAUGUGUGUUUGCUCGCAUCACAGUGUACAGCCAGCAACCAUUUAUGGGAACCGCAACUGGAACAGCAAAUGUGGUCGCCUACACCGACGCAGCCGCAUACGACUCGACAAUGCUCGACCCGCCACCUGUCUCUGAAGUUGCCACCGCAUUUUCGGUCCAACUUGACAACUUUGUCGUCAGUGGGGCGUCCAUUCCGCAAGGAGGCCACUUCUUCGGGUUUUCGAUCGAGUUUUCGGUCAUAAACCAAGUCCUUGGGCUCAAUGGAUCGGUUCUUCAAGUGCCGUUCCUCAAUCUGAUGUCUUCUCUCCAAGCGCGAGGAGGGUCAGUUCGUGUGCGGAUUGGAGGCAACUCGCAGGACACAGCUACACUGGUGCCUUCUCUUCCCAACGGAGUGAUGAUGCAGAAAGGCACACCGCCAUUGGAAAGUGAUUCGAUGGUGAUGUCCAGUCCACCGCUUUUUUACACCCCAGAGGUGCUGUACAUGCUGGCCAACAUUUCGUCGUUGGUGGAUGUCCACUGGUACCUCGGCAUUCCCAUGAACGAUACGCAGCAUCUCCGACUAGGUAUCGUCUCUGCUGCGGAGGCCAUCUUGGGCGACAGGCUGCUCGGGUUUCAGGUCGGAAAUGAACCUGAUCAAUAUGGACUGAAUCACCUUCGACCGUUGGCCUACAACGCUUCUGACUAUGUGGAUGACUUUGAACUUAUCGACAUGACACUGAAAGGGCACUAUGGCUUCGCCAGGAAGAAACUUAUCGGGCCAAGCAUAUCAAGCCACUGGAAACUCGAAGAUGUCUGGGACGCGGGUUUUCUGGAGAAAUUCAACCUGUCCUUGGCCGCGCUUUCCGCAGAAUAUUAUCACUCGAAUAACUGUCCUCAGCCUGUAAAGAUCAACCCACAGGACGUUUUUGCCAGCUAUCUCAACCAUACGGCCGCCACGAGCGCUGUCCAGCGGUACCUCAACAGCACUGACAUUGCCCAACGACUCGGUUUACCAUUCAUUAUGCUCGAGACCAACAGCGCCUCGUGUGGUGGGCUUCCCGGCGUGGCGACUCGUUCGGUAGCGCGUUAUGGGCUCUUGAUUAUGGACUACAACUCGCAUAUAGCAAUUUUACCGGCGCAAUGUGGUGAGUUGACGGUUUCGGUUCAGACUCACCAGAUAAUCAUUAGCAGGCAUCUCGGUGGGCUCAGCUCAUACUACAAUGUCUGUCUUCUUACGCAUUUACCCGUUUGUGAUCCUCUUCAACUUAUGUGUUCACUGAUGGCCCCAGCCCCACCAACCAACCAGUCGAUGUUUAAGAGCUGGUCUGUCGGUCCUAUUUUCUACGCGGCUUUAGUAGGCGCCGAAAUUUUCGGAAAAUCCAACCAAUCUCAGAUCAUGGACCUCGAGAUGAACAAUGGCAGUAUAUACACGCCCGGCUAUGCAAUCUACGAAGCCGGUGUCCUGAAGCGACUCGCCAUCUUCAAUUUUAUCAGCGAUCCGAGUGGUGCAGGUGACUACACGGCCACGAUAUCUCUGACGGAGAAGGCCAACUUGACGCAUGUUAAUGUCAAAUACUUGGUGGCGCCGUCUGUUAGUUCAUUGAAGAAUAUCACAUGGGCCGGACAGUCAUUUGGACCAAAUUUAUCCUCAGACGGCCGCCUCCACGGAAUUCUAGACGUGAAGUUAAUUCCCUGCGACCCGCUCACCAAGAUGUGCCAAGUCCAGGUGCCAGCACCAGGGUUCGCUCUUGUCCUCCUCGAGGAUGAUGGGCCAGGCAAAACGGAUGCGAAGACGUUUGCGACGACUGUGCAUACCAAGACACUCACCGCGUUGACGGCAGAUGCGGGAGUUCUCGCAACAUCGAACGGGGGGAAAGGAAUGCAGGAGGCACUAGGCAGUACGGGAAGGAGGAGAAAGUGGUGGUCUUUGCAUAACCCACGGCCGGAUGGCCAUGCACAGGAACACCAUCACCAUAUAAAUGGAGCGAGAGUCUUGGAUCCGCGAAGCACAAUCUUGACUGUGGUAGGACUGUGGAUUGGACUUGCAUUAUUGUGGUCUGAUUUGACCGAAUUGUAA
Molecule: messenger RNA, 2091 nt
Organism: Mycena indigotica
Lineage: Eukaryota; Fungi; Basidiomycota; Agaricomycetes; Agaricales; Mycenaceae
Product: Glyco-hydro-79C domain-containing protein
Exons: 10
Coding region: 1-2091 (696 amino acids)
Source: RefSeq, a predicted model, not a curated record